UUAACGUCCAUGCCGCGGUCGAGGAAAUGGUUUUCUAUCCUGCAAUUGGCAAAUACUUGAAUGAUGGACAAGAUCUCGUUGAUCAUACUCGCCAUGAUCACGAAGUUGUUAAAACGGCCCUAGAUAAGCUUGAUUGUAUUGCUGUUAUCGAUCCUGAAUAUGAAGAAAAAUUGCGCAAAGCUAUGAAGAACCUCUUUGAGCAUGUUCGCGAAGAGGAAGAGGAAAUUCUCCCUAAAUUUAAAAAAGUCGUCAGCGGAAAGAUCUUGGAAGAACUCGGCAAAAAAUUUAACGAAGCGAGAAGACACUACGUUCCUCCUAGACCUCAUCCAUCCGUCAGCGAAACCGAAAAGUCGUGCAAAGAGAAUAACGCUCAAGAAAAUGCUACGGUUACUGACAAAAAUGAACCAUGCGAAUAUGUAGACACAGGUCAAGUCUGUUAG
Ambispora leptoticha is the source of this 440-nucleotide messenger RNA. The record is from the annotation of a GenBank genome assembly. Lineage: Eukaryota; Fungi; Glomeromycota; Glomeromycetes; Archaeosporales; Ambisporaceae.